UCACAGCUGCUAGGAGAUAUGGGAGAUUGUUGUCAUUUUUUUGAGGCUAGCACUUAGCGCUAGCAAGCUCUUUAAUUUUGUUUCUCCUCGACCCUUUCUCACCCAGCAGGAUGUUAGAAUGGAUUGGAGUCCAGUUCUGCCGGACAGCUUGGUUUUGGAGAUCUUCCUGCAUCUGCCCCAUUAUGCUGUGCUGAAAGCCGGCCUGACCUGCAGGCAGUGGCAGGCGGUGUCCAGAGAUGAGUUCCUGUGGAGGGAACUGUUCUACAGAUACUACCGGAUACUGCGCUCCGUUCCUCGACACCCUUCCGCUGUGUCGUGGUACAGGGAGUUUAAGCGUCUGUAUGACUGCAUCCCUUGUGUGGAAGUUCAGACACUGAGAGAGCAUACCAACCAAGUUCUUCACCUGGCUUUUUCUCACAGGGGCCAUCGCUUCUCCUCCUGUUCAAAGGACUGCACGGUUAAGCUGUGGGACACCGAACGGCAGGAUGGAAACAUCUCGUUGGUGCACAGCACCAGUAUGCGCCAGUAUCACUGGGCCUACACACAGUUCUCCCAGUUUAACCCUGAUGAUACCCUGCUGCUCGUCUCUGGCGUCUACCUGGUCCCACACCACUCGUCUUCUGGGGAAAUUGCUGUCAUUAGUCUGGAUAAUUACACCCUGUUGUCGAGAGUCAGGAACAAACCGUAUGACGUGUUUGGAUGUUGGCUUAAUGAGACACACCUGAUCUCAGGAAAUCUGCACUGGAUUGGAAACAUGACGUCCUGCUCGGUGCUCUGGCUCAACAAAGCUUUUCAGGAUAUAGAAUCUGAGAAUGUUAAUGUAGUGAAGCGUCUCUUCAAUAUCCAGAAUUUCAACGCUAGCACAAUACGAACGGUGAUGGUGGCGCACUGCCGUAGGCAUGACAACCCAGACCUGCUGCUGGACUAUGAGGCUCAGUCUCAGGCUGGGAGGCAGAGAGCUGAGCAGGGAAAUCAGCAUCACCCUCUGCUUUUUGAUUUGAAGACGUCCGACAGCGAGGAAGAAGAGGAGGAGGAGGAGGUAGAGAACAAGGAGGAAUGUGGGAAAGAUGGAAGGAGUCAGAGCUUCUCGUCUGCAAGGACCCCCCAGCUAACAAUAUCUGGCCUGGACCACAUCAAUCAUAGCCGUAAACACGUGGGGGCCAGGGAGCUACAGAUUGAGACUCAGGUUGCUAAGAUGAUGGGCAGAGCCUACACCAAGACCCCAGACGCCAGCCUCACCGACCCCUCCCAGUCUGAAGAGGGGGAGGAUAAAACAUACUUAAUCUUCACCACUGGCAGCCUUACAUACUCCCCUCACCAGAUAGGCAUUAAGCGAAUCAAACCCGACCAGAUGACCACUUCCGGCGAUGUGCUUGGAGAGGAGAGGAGCUCAGAGGAGUUUUUUGAUUCACUGGACCACGUUAUUGAUAUUCAUGGCCACAUCAUCGGUAUGGGCCUUUCUCCUGACCACAGGUAUCUAUACGUAAACAGCAGAGCCUGGCCGAAAGGAUGCGUGAUCUCAGAUCCAAUGUCCCCGCCUCCCAUCGCCGAGGAGAUUGACAUGCAUGUCAUCGACCUUAAGAGUCUGAGGGAGGAGAGGAGGAGUCUCCGGGCUCAUCGAGCCUUCACUCCUAACGACGAGUGCUUCUUCAUCUUUCUUGAUGUCAGCAGGGACUUUGUUGCCAGUGGGGCAGAGGACAAACAUGGCUACAUCUGGGACCGCCAUUACAACAUCUGCCUCGCCCGUUUGGCGCACGAUGACGUGGUGAACUCGGUGGCGUUCAGCCCAGCCGACCAGGAGCUGCUCCUCUCAGCCAGCGACGACUUCACCAUCAAGGUGUGGCGUUCGCCUCGCAUGGUCCGCCUGGCUCAGGCCUCCAGCCGACAGCUGAGGCCUCGUAGCCUUCUUCCGUCCUGGCUGUUACGCCACAAGAACUCUACGUUUACGGGCAGCGUGAACGGGAAACCCUAAGCAAGCGCUGUAGAAGGCCUUCAGACAAGAAGUAGAACAGGGUAAGGACAGCAUGGCGAGUAAAACACUCCAUGUGUUUACAUCAUGCGCUCAUGUUUUUGCUUGAGUUCACUGUAUUGUGACCUAAAGCAGUUUAGGACACUCAGGCCAAUGCAGACACCAGGGGGCGAUGUGGCACCAGCAAAGACGACGUCAAUCAAGGAUCUACAGAUUUCUACCAGAUAGAAACCUGAACGUUUGAGGCAGAACUCCAUCAGAUGGAUAUCAUCAUGUCUUUUUUAUUUUUUAUUUUCCAUCCGUACGGUUGCACCUGAAGAAACCGGACUCUGGAUUCCUGGACCUGAGUAGCAAGGAUGAUGAGAUGGUACUUUUCUCAUUAUAGAUGAAGAUCUUAAACUGGUGUUCUGAUUUAAAAAUCUUUAAAAACACACACACACAUCUUUGGAGAUUUAUGCCACAGUUUAAAAAAAAACCCUACUGGGAUAAAAAAAAAA
Messenger RNA from Cyprinodon variegatus (sheepshead minnow), 2466 nucleotides. RefSeq names its product F-box and WD repeat domain containing 5 (gene fbxw5). Gene Ontology annotation, molecular function: protein binding. The coding region runs from base 119 to 1972 and encodes 617 amino acids. The record is from RefSeq and is a predicted model, not a curated record. Gene Ontology annotation, biological process: protein ubiquitination. Gene Ontology annotation, cellular component: SCF ubiquitin ligase complex; Cul4-RING E3 ubiquitin ligase complex. NCBI's taxonomy places the organism in Eukaryota, Metazoa, Chordata, Actinopteri, Cyprinodontiformes, Cyprinodontidae. The transcript has 10 exons.